Calidris pugnax (ruff) is the source of this 732-nucleotide messenger RNA. RefSeq names its product nuclear receptor 2C2-associated protein (gene NR2C2AP). The transcript has 5 exons. The record is from RefSeq and is a predicted model, not a curated record. NCBI's taxonomy places the organism in Eukaryota, Metazoa, Chordata, Aves, Charadriiformes, Scolopacidae. Bases 76 to 498 code for a protein of 140 amino acids.
UGCUCGGGGGUCCCCAAUGGUUGCCGGGGGUCCCCAUUUUCACCCCCCGCUGACCCCGUCUCUCCGCAGGCAGCGAUGCCCGUGGAGCCCCUGGUCUGCGCCGACACGGCCACGCGGGUGAGCUCGGUGCUCAACCGGGACGUGAAGCAGUUUGGGAAGAAGCACAUGUUUGAUGCCAGCGAGGAGACGUGCUGGAACUCGGACCAGGGCACGUGCCAGUGGGUCACCCUGGAUUUCCCCCGCACCGUCAAGGUCUCACAACUCCACAUCCAGUUCCAGGGGGGAUUCUCCAGCCGGCUGUGCACGCUGGAAGGCUGCAGAGCAGGGGAAGAACCCGUGAGGGUAUCAGAGCUGUACCCCGAGGACACCAAUGCCAUGCAGAGGUUCCAGGUGGAGGAGACGGUGCUGGAUAAGCUGAAGAUCACCUUUGAGAACAGCACGGACUUCUUUGGCAGGAUCGUGGUCUAUCACCUGGGGGUGCUGGGGGAGAAGCUCUAGGGUGGCAGCAGUGAGGGACAGUGUGGGGGGCUGCUGCCCCACCGCCUGUGCUUGCCCACGGGGGCUCUGCUCCAAGGCCGUGCUGCCCCUAAUUGCACCCCAAGGUGCUGAGAGGGGACCCCUGCCCCAUGGGAUGGCAGUGACAGAGGGACAAAAGGCUCUGAAGUCCAUCAGAUGGGACUUUGGUGGGACACAGCCUGUGUCAUCGACCAAAUAAAGUGUCCUUGCUCCUUC